Molecule: messenger RNA, 1653 nt
Organism: Canariomyces notabilis
Lineage: Eukaryota; Fungi; Ascomycota; Sordariomycetes; Sordariales; Chaetomiaceae
Product: Metallo-dependent phosphatase
Exons: 3
Coding region: 1-1653 (550 amino acids)
Cellular component (GO): cytoplasm
Molecular function (GO): phosphoprotein phosphatase activity
Source: RefSeq, a predicted model, not a curated record
AUGACGCGACGCAUUGUCCGAACGAUAGUCCAAACGACGACUGCCGCCCUCUUUACCUUUAUUGUCCUUUUCUUCCUCGACCGCAACUUCCGCGUCCUGCCCAACGCCAUACACGAGUACCUGCCCACUCACCAUGCUGGACUGGUCAUUACCGACGUUGCCCUCAGGCAAUGUUCCACCCUUAACGUCUUCUCCAGCUGCAAGCUGGACCCUGCCGUCUGGCACCGCAUCGACAAGGACCUGUACCUGGGGAAAGGCUUGUUCUCGAGCGCCUACCUCCACGUGCAGCACAAGCGGGAAGAGGAGCUGACGGCCGAUGACAAGGUUGUCAUCGACCUGGCCGUGGGGAGGCUGAACCCUGGGGCGAACGAGAAAGGGGGAAAGGGGCAGGAAAAGUGGGAGGCGAGGCCUGCGGGGCUGUGGAUCAAGAGGUCGAAUAAGAGGGGGGCUAGCGACUCCAAAAACGCCGUCACGGCCGUGGACGUGCUCUUUGGGGACGAUGCCGUCGAGGCGAGGCCCGGGUGGGCCAUCACGGGCACGCCGCUGUUGCUGGAUACCGGCUCCAACGUGCCGGCUGCCCACAUCACCAUCAGGAGGGGGGUCGCGCAGGAGCCAGUCAAGCCCGUGCUGAGAAUCGGCGAGAAUGGACGGUUCAAGAUCAUGCAGCUCGCCGAUCUGCAUCUGAGCACAGGGGUGGGCCAUUGCCGGGAUGCGUUGCCUGAGGAUUGGAACGGGGGCAAGUGCGAGGCCGACCCGAGAACGCUGGAUUUUGUUGCCAAAAUGCUCGAGGAGGAGCGGCCCAACCUGGUCGUUCUCAGCGGAGAUCAGGUGAAUGGAGACACUGCGCCGGAUGCGCAAUCGGCAAUCUUCAAAUACGCGCAGCUCCUAAUCAAGCACAAGAUUCCAUACGUCUCCAUCUUUGGCAACCACGACGACGAGGGCUCCAUGUCGCGCGCCGCGCAAAUGGAGCUGAUCGAGACGCUUCCGUACUCGCUCUCGCGGGCCGGCCCGGCCGAGAUUGACGGGGUGGGCAACUACUACAUUGAGGUGCUGGCCCGCGGCGGCUCGGGUCACUCAGCCAUCACGGUCUACCUGCUCGACACGCACGCCUACUCGCCCAACGAGCGCAAGUUUCCCGGCUACGACUGGAUCAAGAAGAACCAGAUCGACUGGUUCCGCAGCACGGCGCAGGGCCUCAAGAAGAAGCACAAGGAGUACACGCACAUGCAUAUGGACGUGGCCUUCAUCCACAUCCCCUUACCCGAGUACCGGGACGCCGACAUACCGCGUGUGGGCGCUUGGCUGGAGCCGAGCACGGCGCCGGUUUAUAACUCGGGAUUUCAUGACGCGCUGGUGGACGAGGGUGUGGUGAUGGUCAGUUGUGGACACGACCACGUAAACGAAUUCUGCGGCUUGUCCACGACGGCAGAGGGCAAACCCGCGCUCUGGAUGUGUCACGCCGGCGCGGCCGGGUUCGGCGGCUACGCGGGCUACGGCGGCUUCCACCGCAAGAUACGCGUCUUUGAUUUCGACAUGAACGAGGCGCGCAUCACGACGUGGAAGCGUGUCGAGUGGGGGCCCGAUGUGGAUAAGAAGAUUGAUGAGCAAAUCCUGGUUGAUGCGGGGAAGCCUGUCUUCCCUGAGCAAGAAUGA